This is a messenger RNA of Chara braunii, 2135 nucleotides long. The record is from the annotation of a GenBank genome assembly. Lineage: Eukaryota; Viridiplantae; Streptophyta; Charophyceae; Charales; Characeae.
UGCGCAUCCCAACCCAGAUGCAUGUGGUCCGCAGUGGGGUGUCUGAACCACGGAAGAUCGACGCGCCUACUGCACAACCAGCGGGUCGACGCGGGUGUAGUACAAGCCUGCGCGCCGCGGAUAAAUGUCGCCUGCUCCCCACGAACAUCUUCACUGCCGCGGAAGGACCACCACCGACGCCAUUGUUGCCAUCUCGUUAGACGUGGAGGAUCUCCGCUGGAUUCCUCGUCCUUCUGUCGCACACGUGGACGUCUGCCGCCAAUCAUUCCGCCGCGGAACAUUCUCGCCGUCAAUCUUUUUGCCGCGGAGCGCUGUCGCCGGGGUCGUCUUCCUUCUGCCGCACAAGUGUGCGUCUUCGUCUUCUUCCCGCGGAGGAGAGAUCUUCUGCAUCGUUGGGGUAUUCGUCGUCGUCACUCCAAACCAGAAUGGAAUAUAUUUUUCUCGCGGGAUCGACGAAAGUUCAUACGACGGUCGACGAAGCACGAAAAGGUCAUCCGAUCGGACCGCCAAGCUCGCCUGCAGACGCGCUCUUCGGAUCAUGUCCACGCGAGGGAGCACCCUUGGUAAGAAGCGCGACGGUGUCCCUGACGACAGCCAAGGGCAGGGAAGAGGUCGGCGACAUGUCCCGAAAGUGAAGAGGGCGCGUUUGGAUGAUGCGUCACCAAGCUUGCCUCCUCGUUCAGCGCAAGGUUGGGUGGCAACAUCGGAAGGCGACUACGACGACGACUUCACGACGGAGGAAGAGCACACAGAGGCGACCUCGUCUGGAGUACGGGAGGGCGCACGACAGUGCUCUUCGGAGCAGAGUGCUUCGAAGAGGUUGAUGACCCCUCCACCCGAGGUGCAUCAACCACGUGCCCGCGAUACCCGGACAGAGAAGGCUGCCGUCGUCGAUGUGGACGGCGACGAUGACGAGACCUUGCACAAACGACGCCUGCGCACUCCAACACAAGGCACCCCAGCGCUGGCGGCGACGGCGCGUGCUGCGGUAGACGAAAGGCGAAACACGGGUGGACUGCCCGCCACGCCGUCCCAACCACGUCAGCGCAAUCCGGGUGAUGACGGAGGGUCCGUCCAGUGUGGCGGCGGGGGGGAAGUCGUGGCAGAAGCUCGCGCAAUUGGCGGCGAGGCGGGAGGUGUUGCGGGUGCGGGUGCUUUGGUCACUGUGGCCCCCGUUGCGGCGGCGAGAGAGGAGGCGCCAGUUGUUGCGACGGCGAGAGAAGAGGCGCGUGGCGAAAGCAAAACUGAUCGGGACGGCGGCGAUCCCGGUUCAAGCCGGGUACGUAGGGGAGUGAUGACGAAAGACCUCGUCGAUCGUGCCGUGCUUUGGGUUGAUGACAAAGCUUUCUGGACGACAGGGGAGGGGCGAAGACUAUACAACAUCGUCCACGGAACGAGAGAGUACUUUAUUGCCAUCGCCAGCGGCCUUCCAGCGCCUGUCGUCCCUUGGAGCGUCGUCCUUCCCAAAUCGAGCACGAAGUUAGCCAGGAUCACCGACCCAUCACAGCUGCCGCAAGCGAUCUCCCGUGCGGCUGCAGUGGAGAACAUUGCUUUGCGCAUCUUGCACGACUGGAUUUUCAAGUCCGGGAACCGCCCAAGAGGAUACAUUGUGGCUUUCCAGUACUCGCUCCAGUCCGUGGCGACGGACAUUGCGCGUGCAAUGUGGUGCGGCGAUGAGCGGUGCAACGUCGUCAGUGCGGCGGUAUGUGCGCACACGAUAGAUCUAUCUAUGCCACUCUCCAUGGACUUGCCACUAUGGUUCGCCGGCGCCAACAUCGAGGACAGACCUGAGGACGACGACAUGGCGGCGUACCAGGAGUCUACCGCCAUCUGCGUGUCGCAUGCAUUCCGCGCGGCAGUGCAAAUGGGUGCGCACAUCGAUGGCGACUUCAUCUCGUACGAUCGUCUCUAUCGGGUGGCUGACUGCUUCAGGCUUUUGUUGGCGACGUGCAUGUGGAUAAUGCGCAUGGCAGGAGACGUUCCGCGCAGCCACUACGAAACUUUUUAUCAGCGCAGUUCGCUGCGCAAGAACUUUAGAGCGCUUUUAACGCAUUAUUUUUGUCUUGUGUCCGCUGUUCUCGUCUCGUUGUUGGAAUGAUUCAUAGAUAAUCUCCUCAUAUGCAUGCACACAAUCC